AUGUUCUAUUCAAUUUAUGAGUUCAUCAAGCAGAACGUGUCGACGGUAUAUUUGAAUUUUGGGAGCUACCUGGCGGCGAAGCAGCGUUACAUCCUGCUCGCCGCUAACAUGGUGAGCAACACCGCCCAGGACUUCACACCGCAGGAGUUCUGGACCAAUCGAAGGGUGAUAGCAGACAAGAUGCUGACCAAGAUUAAGAAGGUGCUGCUGGAUGACGGCAGCGUCAACGUCACUAGGUUCGAGAUGCUCAAAAUUGAUUUCGCGAGCCAGUUCGAGGACGCAAUCACCCAGGUCCAGGUGGCGGAGCAGCAGAAGGUCGUAAACGAGUACGAUCAGAAGGUCCAGACGGUCCAGCAGCGUAUCGACGUCCUCCAGGCAGAGAACCAGGCGCACAUCACGGCCAUCUCCUCGAACGCAGAGGGGGUCGCGCGCCAGCAGGUCGCGAAUGCCACCCGCGACGGUUUCAACAUGAGGCAGGGCAUGAAGGCGACGAAGUACGCUCAGCUGCAGCGAGCGCUCGGCUUCGACGAGGCCCAGAUGUCGGAGUACUUCAAGAUCAAGUCCAUCCAAGGGCAGGAGAGCAAGAGCGGGAAGAUCAUCGUGGGCGUCCCGUCAGUGGUCGGGGCGCGCGCCGAGGCCGCCGAGCGGGAGUUGCAGCAGCUGAAGGCUGGGGCGGUGGCGCCGUCGCCCGCGGAGCCGCCUCGGCAGGCCGUUCCGCAGGACCUGGCGGGCGAGGAGAGGGCCUCGCUGACGGCGGAGAUCGCCCGGCUGAGGGGGGAGCUGGAGCAGUCCAGAGCGAGCCCCGAGGCCACGAGGGCGGCAGGCAGGGAGCGCAGCUCGCCCAGCUGUGGCUGCUCGACGAGGCCGACGACCGGCACCCCGGGCACGGAGCGGGGUGCCCAGGGCGACGAGGCCCUCAGGCAGCUGCAGAUCGACGUGCAGCGGGAGCGGGACGCGUGGCGCGCGGAGAGGCAGCACUACGAGCAGAGGCUCGAGCUCGCCGCGGGUGCCCACCGGGAGCUGGAACGGCGCCUCGGGGCCGCGGAUGCCGCGGCGGGGGAGGCCCCUCCUCGGCCCGCUGGCCCCGGUCCUGGCCGCGGCGGGGCGGGCACGAGCUUCGGGGCCCCGGAGGAGCUGCACGGCUUCUCCCAGAAGAUGUUCGUGAAGUCCAGCGUGCCUUCUCACCCUCGUGGACAGCGACGCUUGGCAUUUAAAGCCAAGGGCGUGUGGUCGGACUCGUACCGGCUCGGUUCGACUGGCUAUGGGAACGACCUCAACGUCAGCUCAGACAGCGAGGUCUGCGUAUUGUUUCACCUCCAUUUUGAUGCCGAGGGCGUGGUCGAGUCCACGCCUAACAUUCCAGGUCAAGCAGAAUGGACGAUCUCUUGA
Molecule: messenger RNA, 1389 nt
Organism: Prorocentrum cordatum
Lineage: Eukaryota; Dinophyceae; Prorocentrales; Prorocentraceae
Source: the annotation of a GenBank genome assembly